Molecule: messenger RNA, 207 nt
Organism: Blepharisma stoltei
Lineage: Eukaryota; Ciliophora; Heterotrichea; Heterotrichida; Blepharismidae
Source: the annotation of a GenBank genome assembly
AUGCCUUGGCUUACAGUUUCACAUGGUGAUCUUCCUCUCAAGCGGUUUUUGAGUGAAAAAUAUAAAAUCCUAACAAGCCCUGCAUUGGUGCUAAUUGAUAAAGAUGGAAAUGCAUUGAAUACAAAUUGCAGAUGAGAAUUGGAGCAAAAGGGAGUUGAAGCCCUGAAAGGGUGGCUAGAGCUAGUGGCUAAAGCACAAACUAAAUAA